This is a messenger RNA of Cladocopium goreaui, 2319 nucleotides long. NCBI's taxonomy places the organism in Eukaryota, Dinophyceae, Suessiales, Symbiodiniaceae. The record is from the annotation of a GenBank genome assembly.
AUGCUUGGCAGCAGCGGUGGCUGCCAAUCGCUGCCUUUGGUGCAACCUGGACUGCACCAAGACUUGGCAGUGCAGCCUGGCGCGAUGAUGGCAAUGCAUCCAAUGACCGCGCUUAUGGCCAUGCAGAUUUGCAUCUUGAGCUGGUGGAGCUGGAACCGCUGGUGGAGCUGUAGCUGGUGCUGGUGGGGGCGCUGGAGGUGCUGGUGCUCCAGGACUGAUGUCGAUUCUUCGACUCUCCAUGUCUUUUGUUUGCAGCACCUCCGGGCUGUUGCCCUGGAUGUAGCCACCUUGGCUGACUUCUCACAGAGUCAUAACCGGGACCUGUCAGUUGAGGUUGAAGCAUUUCCUUUUCAACUAGCUCUUGAGCCUAGAAAUGCAAAAAGUCUCACCCUGGAUCCUGGAAACUCACCAGCCAUCGUCCCAACUGGCUGCGUGACUCGUGGGACGCACAAAGAACUCACAGUGAUCAGCGUGCGACUCCCCGACAUCCUGAGGUCCUUGCAAUCCUCUAUAGCCUGGAAAGCAGCUAAGUGGUCCCGUGGACGUGCCAACGUGUCUCAAGACUUCCAAGAAGUGGUGCGAACCUACGAGGGCCAAUUGUAUCACGAAUGCUAUGGCCUUGAAACCUUGCCUACGGAUCCGCUGUUCCAUGAGCUUCUGCUGGCAUUCGAUCCGGACCUGAAGGAUGAGAUUGAUGAGUACAUGACGAAGUACGCUCCGUCAUCAUCUACGGAUGAUGACGAUGGGAAUGGAGAUGAGGAUGAUCCUGAUGCCCAGCAGGAUUACGCUGCUUUCAAUGCUUGGUUGGACCAGUUGAGCAAGGGUGAGGCCGCGCCUUCGCGUCCUGCAGUUUCUCGACCUCCGCCCAAGGAUGCGAAGCCUGAGGCUGAUGCGCCGCAGGUCGGUGGGUCUGUGAAGUCUCCAGCAUCUGGGUCUACGGUUGGCACUUGCAAGCAAAAGAUGCUGGAAUUGAAGGCCAAGAUUGCAGCCAGGAAGGCUGCACUCGCUGAGCUCCUUGGCUUGGUCGGUGGUUUGGGGAAGGAAGCCGCAGAUCUUCUGAAACAAGCGCAGGACGAACGAUUGAGACGUGGUAGCAAGGAGGACACUCUUGAUACAUUGCCUCUGGACCUUGACGUGAUCGUGGAGGAUCACGAGCCAUUGGCGGUGGCUGAUGCGAAGGAGGAUGGGAAGGAAGAUGAUCAGCGGGAGGUGGCGGAGGUUCCCUUGGCAACGCCCCAGAACUCAUUCAUGCUCUCAGACUCCUUUGACUAUGACAAGCCGACCAAUGACGGCACAGAUCCCAGCAAAGCAGCCAAGAAGGAGGUGCUCACUCGCCAAGAUCAGCUCGCUUGUAAGAAGAAGGGCAAGACACCAACUGAGGCUGAGGAGGACCCUGGCAACACUGAACCUGGUGAUGUGGAGCAGCACAAGAGAGGUACCCGUGCACCAAAGUCCAAUUGCAAGGGGAAAGCCAAAGGGGAGGCAAAGAAGAAAGCUUCGCCAAAAAAGCGAGGGAGGAAGCCAAAGACAGAGAAAGCUGGAGAAGAGAAAGAGGAGCUGAAAGCCCCAAAGGCAGCUCCAAAGAGAAAGAAGUCCGAAGCCGUGGAGGAACCAGUCAAUUGCAACCUUUUCCAUGGUGAAGAACCCGAGGAGGAGUUGGCGGAGGAUGACCCGGCUGUUGAAGACAGUGAUGAAGAACCACCAGUGAUGAAGAGGCCGGCUUCCAAGAGAACUAGAACUAAAUCUGCUCAAUCAACUGGGGCUACGCAUGGCAGUGAUGAUAGCGAUGAGGAUGUGAAGCCCAAGGCAAAGGCGAAUGCAACGGGGAAGCGCAAGGCAGGCCCCAAGAAGAUUCCCAAGGCUGAGAGUAAGAGAAAGGCAAAGGCGAAGGCUAAGGCCAAGAGUCGGCCUCAGCCUGUGGAGAAUGUGGCAGCGAUGGAAGAUGACACCAUGAAGGGCGUGUUCCUGCAGCACAUGAAGGAGGUGAAGGACUGCACCUAUGAUGAUCUCAAGGAGGUGUUGAACUCGAAGAAGGUGGAGUGCAAGGUGACCAAGGGUUGCUUGCGAUUCAACAUCUACUGGACCAGGUGUUCCGGUGCGGCGUCUUUGUGCUUGCAGCCCCCCAAGUGGGUUGAUGCGGCCAGCUUUGCUUUCAAGGCCGGCACAUGGAAUAUGCGAAUGUCGAUCCAAUGGAUGGAUUCAGUUGAGAUGGAGAUCCUGGAAGCCUAUCUCGAUCCCACCGGCGCAUUCCAGAUGGAGCUGGCGAAGAUUAAGUUCAAUGCCCAGCGUGCUAUCGAUGAGCUGAGCAGCAAGAUGUGA